This is a messenger RNA of Erinaceus europaeus (western European hedgehog), 1051 nucleotides long. RefSeq names its product tubulin polymerization promoting protein family member 3 (gene TPPP3). Gene Ontology annotation, biological process: microtubule bundle formation; microtubule polymerization; positive regulation of protein polymerization. The transcript is spliced from 4 exons. The coding region runs from base 160 to 690 and encodes 176 amino acids. Gene Ontology annotation, cellular component: microtubule. Gene Ontology annotation, molecular function: tubulin binding. Lineage: Eukaryota; Metazoa; Chordata; Mammalia; Eulipotyphla; Erinaceidae. The record is from RefSeq and is a predicted model, not a curated record.
GAUAAUACGGCGGGGCCGCCCGGGCUGCAGUCCCGCCCCGGAGCCGGCAGGGAGCAGAGCUGCGGAGCUGCAGAGUCUCCCCUGUCCGUGGGUCCAUUCUCGCGUCCUUCUGUCCAUCGGCGCUCUGCAGGAGCAGCCACGAGGUAGAAGCCGGGUGGCAUGGCUGCGAGCACGGAUGUGGCUGGGCUGGAGGAGAGUUUCCGCAAGUUUGCCAUCCACGGUGACCCCAAGGCCAGUGGGCAAGAGAUGAAUGGCAAGAACUGGGCCAAGCUGUGCAAGGACUGCAAGGUGGCUGAUGGAAAGGCUGUGACAGGGACCGACGUUGACAUCGUUUUCUCCAAAGUCAAGGGGAAGUCUGCUCGAGUCAUCAACUAUGAAGAGUUCAAGAAGGCCCUAGAAGAACUGGCAGCCAAGCGAUUCAAGGGAAAGAGCAAGGAGGAGGCCUUUGAUGCCAUCUGCCAGCUGGUGGCAGGCAAAGAACCAGCCAAUGUGGGUGUCACUAAAGCAAAAACAGGGGGAGCUGUGGAACGGCUGACUGACACCAGCAAGUACACAGGCUCUCACAAGGAACGCUUUGAUGAGAGUGGCAAGGGGAAGGGCAUUGCCGGGCGGCAGGACAUCCUGGAUGACAGUGGCUAUGUGAGUGCCUAUAAGAAUGCAGGUACCUAUGAUGCCAAAGUGAAGAAGUGAGGCCCGGAAGGCCCUCCAACACAGCUGCCCCUGCCAGAGGCUCAGGCCUGGGCCCAAGAGGCACGUGGAACAGAGAGCCCAGUUCCCUCCCUGCUGGACCUGCCACCCAGCGCUUCCUGCCCAGCCCCAUGGGGCCAGCCCACCAGGCUUCUGACCCAGACUGCUCUGCAUCUCCUUUCCCACCUCUCCCCUCCCUUCCACUUCUGUCCAUUGGGGGAGAGUCUAUGUCUAUAACCUCACCUCCCUGACCUAACCCUGGGUAUGGCUGACCCCCGCCUGCUUGCCUCAUAUUUAAGCUGCUGCUCUGGCCAAGUGCCUAGUUCUUACCCAGACCUCAAUAAAGACACCUUUUGUACCAACA